CGGGCCCGCUGACCGCGUCCCGCCGAGGGCUCCCCGCGGCCAUGGCGCCCGCCUGGCCCUGGCUGCUGCUGUGGCUGGGCGUUCUCCGCGCCCUCCCGGCCCCGCCGCGCAUCCGGCUGCCGCUGCGGGGCGGCGCGGCCCCGCCGUCGGGGCUCCGGCAGCGCCGGGCGCCGCUGGACACCGAGCCCGACAGCGCCGGCAGCUUCGUGGAGAUGAUCGACAACCUGCGCGGCAAGUCCGGGCAGGGGUACUACGUGGAGAUGACGGUGGGCAGCCCCCCGCAGAAGCUGAAUAUCCUGGUGGACACAGGGAGCAGUAACUUCGCUGUGGGAGCUGCACCACACCCCUUCCUCCGGAGAUACUACCAGCGGCAGCUGUCCAGCACCUACCGCGACCUGCGGAAGGGAGUGUACGUGCCCUACACCCAGGGCAAGUGGGAAGGGGAGCUGGGCACUGACCUUGUCACCAUCCCCCACGGCCCCAACGUCACUGUCAGAGCCAACAUCGCUGCCAUCACGGAGUCAGACAAAUUCUUCAUCAACGGCUCCAACUGGGAGGGGAUCCUGGGGCUGGCGUAUGCUGAGAUUGCCCGGCCCGACGACAGCCUGGAGCCCUUCUUUGACUCCCUGGUGAAGCAGACACGGGUGCCCAACAUCUUCUCCCUGCAGCUGUGUGGGACAGGCUUCUCUCCCAACGACACAGAGGCCGUGGCCUCGGUGGGAGGCAGCAUGAUCAUCGGUGGCAUCGACCGCUCGCUGUACGUGGGUGACAUCUGGUACACCCCCAUCCGCAAGGAGUGGUACUACGAGGUCAUCAUCGUCAAGCUGGAGGUCAACGGGCAGGACCUGAACAUGGACUGCAAGGAGUACAACUACGACAAGAGCAUUGUGGACAGCGGGACCACCAACCUCAGGCUGCCGAAGAAGGUGUUUGAGGCUGCAGUGAAAUCCAUCAAGACAGCAUCUUCGACGGAGAAAUUCCCAGACGGCUUCUGGCUGGGGGAGCAGCUGGUUUGCUGGCAGGUCGGCACCACCCCCUGGCACAUCUUCCCCGUCCUGUCCCUCUACCUGAUGGGGGAGGCCACCAACCAGUCCUUCCGGAUCACCAUCCUGCCCCAGCAAUACCUGCGCCCGGUGGAGGACGUGGCCACCUCUCAGGACGACUGCUACAAGUUUGCCAUCUCCCAGUCCUCCACCGGCACCGUCAUGGGCGCCGUGAUCAUGGAGGGUUUCUACGUGGUGUUCGACCGCGCCCGCAAGCGCAUCGGCUUCGCCGUCAGCGCCUGCCACGUGCACGACGAGUUCCGGACGGCCGCGGUGGACGGGCCCCACCUGCACUCCAACAUGGAGGACUGCGGCUACAACAUCCCGCAGACGGACGAGUCCACCCUGAUGACCAUCGCCUACGUCAUGGCGGCCAUCUGCGCCCUCUUCAUGCUGCCCCUGUGCCUCAUGGUGUUCCAGUGGCGCUGCUUCCGCUGCCUGCGGCGGGACCACGACGACUUCGCCGACGACAUCUCCUUGCUGAAGUGACGGCGGAGCGCGGGCGCAGCCCCGGGCCGCAGGUGAGGCAGCAGGGCAGGGGCCUUGCUGCGGGGGCUGGAGUGUGGCAGCAGCGUGGGGAGCUCAGACCCUGUGCCCGGGGCCUGGGGACACGGUGUCCGUCAGGGCCAGCGGCCGGGGCAGCCCCAGGCCCGGGCUCCGUUCGUCUGGGACUGCAGCCGGGCAGUGGGAGAGCUCAGCAACCCCAUCCUGGGAGCUGGAGGCAGCUGCUCUGCUCCAGCACCAGGACAGGACCAAGCUCUCCCACCCAGCCUUGCCUGGCUUGAUGGAGUGACGCUGAUGAGCCAUCCCCUGCCUGUCCUCCUCCAUCCCUGUGCGUCCCUUUCCAUCUCGCCCCGCCGGGAAGCUGCCAGCCCACGCUCUCUUGUAGGGAGCUGUGCUGCAGCUGUGCCUCCCCUGUGACUCCCUGCACUGAGCCAGACUCCAGGGAUCAUCCUGGAGCCAUCCAGCCUCGGGCUUUUCAGAGACAGCCCUGCAGGGCCAGCCUGGGCUGCCCGGACAGGGCUUUCCCUCCUACCCUGCUGCCCCUACACCGCUCACUGUCACAUUUCCCCUGCGUUUUCCUGCCUUCCUGAGCUGUUCUGCCGCUGCUGCCAGCCCCAGGACUCCCUGCACCCUCCUGGGGCAGGCAGGAGCAGGCACCCAUCCUCUCCUGGGGCAGGCAGGAGCAGGCACCCAUCCUCUCCUGGGACAGGCAGGAGCAGGCACCCAUCCUCUCCUGGGACAGGCAGGAGCAGGCACCCAUCCUCUCCUGGGACAGGCAGGAGCUGGCACCCAUCCUCUCCCCACAUCACAUGGGAUGGGAAACUCCCUGCCCUGGCUUCCAGCAUCAGCAGGGGCUGCCGUGCAGAAGCCAGUGCCAGGUGUGAAGUUCCCAGCCCUGGCACCGGCUGCUCCCCAGCCCACCCAGCCCUUCGAAAGCCAUAGGGGAGCCUGGGCCCCCCCUGCAGCCCCCCACCUCACCGCCGGCACAGCAGCUCCUCCCUGCUCACUCCACACGUCCAGGCCUGGCUGUGAGACGCCCUGGCACGCCGGGGACAGGCGGCAGCUGCGGGAACUGCAGCAUUUAUUGUUUUGUAAACACAUGGUUGUAUUUAUUUUGGUUUUGUUUUUUUUUUUUACAAAGCGUGUCAGUGGUAGCGCAGCUGCGCGUUGAGAGCGUGUACAGAGCCGGUCCCACGUGUACAGAGCACGGCUGCCUCUCACCUGUACAGUAUAUCCAUACAUCUCUAUUUUUACUUCUAGCCCUGAAAGCCACUGUUCCAACAUUAGGGGUCAGUCCUGUUUUGUUUUGGGGUUUUUUUUAAAUCUUUUUAGCCUUCUGCUCAGUCCUCAGCCACUGUGGGCACCAGGGCUCACGCUGAGCCACGUGUGAGCACGUGAUGGGGAGGGGGUCCCAGCUGGCUUGAGGAGGGGGUGCAGGGCUGGAGCACGCAGAGCAGUGGCUCACAAGCCCAGAAGGCACCUCUGUCCUCAGAGAGGAUUUUCCAGUGUGUGAGGACAGCCCCCUCCUCCCCGUGCUGCAGGAUCACCGUCCCUUCCCCAGAGCAGACACCCGUGACCUUGCAGGCAGUGCUAGUGCUGUAUUCCCUUGCUUCUCUGCCUCCAGCCUGGGUGGGACAGAGCUCAGACACGGAGAUUCCACAACGAAAAGGCAUCACUCCUCCAUGAACAAAGAGGGGAUACCUGCAGUGCCGGGUCAGGCAGGGACAGACUGAGCACCCACAGCAAUCACCGAGCUUAGAGCUUGUUAAUCAAACCCUGCAGCCAAACGUUUCUCUGGGAAGGCAGCGAGGGAGCCAGGAAACACAGGCAGAGCGUGAGACCAGCCAGCCCUGCACGGGGCACAGCCACAACAGCUCCCACACUGCCCCUGCUCACACAGAGCCCCCCGGCCCCAGCCUCGCUCCAAACCCCACUCCCUGCAAGAGGGCAACGUUCUCCCCUUUGUCCUCGUGCCUGCCCAGGACCCCCAGGACCCCAGAGACUCUGUUGUGGACCACUGCCUUAAAACACAGCCCUGUGGCAGGCGAGCACCGGGGGCUGCCCUGGCCUCCCUGCGGGGCAGAGGGGCUGCCAGCCGUGCCCAGCCCCUGCCGCAGACCCAGGAACAGGGGGGCGAUUUUUAGAGAGUCAUUGCAAGAUUUUCAGCGGUGCUGAGCACCUCGCAAUCCCACUGAGAUCCAUGGAGAAAGGGUUGGUGAGUCAGCCCGUGCUUUGGGAGGAAGGACAGCAGAGGGGGACGCAGGAGUUGUGUGACAGGUUGGUUUAUCCCGAGCUGCAGCGCAGCCGCGUCCCUGCGCUCCCUCCCCGGGCCCGGUGACAGCAGGGGAUGGGACAGGACAGGACAGGACCGUGGGCUGUCGCUGGAGGCUCCAGUACUCUGUAACCCAGUGUCUAUGUAAGAACAAUGAAUGUUAACACGGUAAAUUAUUAUGACAUUAAAAUAAACGACCACAAAAAAA
Molecule: messenger RNA, 4027 nt
Organism: Pyrgilauda ruficollis (rufous-necked snowfinch)
Lineage: Eukaryota; Metazoa; Chordata; Aves; Passeriformes; Passeridae
Gene: BACE1
Product: beta-secretase 1
Exons: 9
Coding region: 42-1532 (496 amino acids)
Biological process (GO): amyloid-beta metabolic process; membrane protein ectodomain proteolysis
Cellular component (GO): trans-Golgi network; membrane; endosome
Molecular function (GO): aspartic-type endopeptidase activity
Source: RefSeq, a predicted model, not a curated record